GGCGGGAAUCAGUGGCCUAGUGUGCAGUGAGAUGGUAGGGCGUAGGGGCGGUUUGGAGCGGGGUGUGUAUGACCAGUUUGGAUAUAUACCUCCUCACCAGGUUACAGGGUACACAUUGUACAGAGAAAGAGGAAAAAUCGAUACAAAGCUUUGAUAGAGCUGCAACUUAAAGAGCUCGCCCAAAUCUCAUAUAAUCUCAAAUCGUAAUUAAUAGAAGAAGAAGGAGAAGAAGAAGAAGAAGGAGAAGCCUUAGAGAAACAUCACCAGAAUGUUCCUGAAUGUGAAUUUGACACCCCCGCCCACCUCGGCGGGGGAGGGAUCCUGUACCACCCCGAAGACACCCGAAAUCCUCAACUCCCUCAUCAACCUAACCAGCCCGCCCCUCCCGCACUCCUAUUCACAGUACCAGAGUCAGACUGAAGGCGGUACUUUGCUGAGCCCGAUCAGUGACCUCAGCAGUCCGAGCGAGGAGUCAGCGGCUACUCCCCUCACAGCCGCCUGCAUGGGUCGAAUGAUGGAACACCCUUCGUCUUCCCCCGUUGGCUCAUCGUGCCAACUGAGCGAGCAACUCCAGAGUCCUACGGCGAGCGGUUUCCCCUCGGGUGGGGGCGGGUGUGGAGGUAGAGGUGGUUUUGUGGGCGGGUCCCCUGGCACCUCUGGAACCGGCGGCCCCCUGGCAGGGGCUUCGCCUCCCUCCACGCCCGACCUACCCUCUCCGGUGAACACGGUGGAAGCCACCAAAUCUGCUCUGAUCAAAGAGGGACUCAAACUGCAGAUCCGGACCAAAUUACAAGCUGCUGGAUCCGACAACCAGGACCCUUAUUACCCAGACACCAAAUUCAUCAAGAACGAAGCCGAUGAGCUAACGGAGGAGGACGAGGAGCGCAGGCGCAAACGGAGGGAGAGGAACAAGAUAGCUGCCACGAAAUGCAGGAAUAAGAAGAAAGAGAAAACCAUCGUGCUCAUGACAGAAUCUGAGUCGGUGGAAGACAUGAACGUAAGACUGAAGACCGAAAUCCAGCGGCUGACGACAGAGAAGAUGAAUUUGGAAAAGUUGCUGCGCGACCCAAAUCAUCGAGCCUCGUGCCGUCACACUCCGAGAUGCCCCAAGGCUCCAAAGCUGCCCCUUGUUAUUGUCACACCUGCAGACUCACCUGACGCUUCCUCCUCGAGCUCCUCCUCCUCCUCCUCCUCCUCCUCUUCCUCCUCCUCCUCGGAUAGUCCAACCUCUCCACCAAUGACAGGUCCCAUUAGUUAUAAACCCACACACUCCCAAGCUUCAUCAGUCAUGACUUCUCCUCCAGGUAAUAACGUUCCAUCAACUAAUGCUUCCUCAUGUGCCUCCACUUCCUCUUCACAAUUCCUGGCACCUAAAUAUAGUUCCUCACAAAGCCACAGACACCAUCCUUACCAGUUUUCUGCUCGACAACAACAACAACAACAACAACAACAACAACACCAACCACAGUGUUCCAUGUCUGUCAUACCUGAAAAACAACAGUAUUGUACCCCACACUCUGCGGGUGGAGGCCUCUCAAAAAUGAAUUAUAAUUAUCAGUGUAUGAAUGUGCCUAGGACUCACGAAUUUACACCACCAAAUCCUCCUUCAAUGAAGUCUGUGUACACCAGCCCCAAGUCCAGAGGAGGCUCAGUCCGCUAUAAUCCGUACAGCGGACGGCCACCACCCUUACCAUCCCCCUUGGCCACUCACACUCAUCCUCAACCUGGAACUUUAUGCGAAGAAGUAUAUCAUAAUAAUAACAAUAAUAUCUGUGGGCAAGACGACCAGCAAACAUGUAUUACAGACAUCCACGCCAACCAGUUUUUCCCACCGUGUACUUACAAUAGCAUGUGACCCUUGGCUGUGGGCUUGUAACCCAAUCAAAAGAUUCAUACUAUCUUAUGUAAAAUUAAAGUAAACAUGCUUCACAGUGGGUGAGUUUGACAAAAUGGUGGCUUGUAUGAGUAGUCAAUGGCUGGUUUACUGAGAACCUUGCUCACACAAGAUUUUGUAUUACAAUCCUACGCGGUUGGGAUUGUGAGAAAGUCCUGGAGUUAACCCUGAACUGCUCCACACAAUUUUCUAAUGACCCAUUUGUACUUGGGUAAAUUGUUCAUGUAUUUGCUUGCACUGCACUUUGCUGAUGAACAUGUUUUGUUGUUGCAUGCUGUUAUUUCAUAAUAGACCUCGUAUUUUUUGAGAUAAUGUUGGUUAUUUAGCAAGACGGCAGGAUUGCGCCACUGUCAAUAUUGCGUUACUGUUGCCCUUUUAUUGAUAGUGCCGGGUUUGUGUGUGUGUGUGUGUGUGUGUGUGUGAGUGAGAGCUCCUGAGCCUGGUCACUUAGAAUAGUUCUUCAUUACAAAGACAUAUUUGUUAUAUUUCCUAAGUGUCUUUGUAAUACCUGAUCCAUACAUAUACAUAUAUUUUUAUUAGCUUUAUUUUCAUAAGUGAUAUGUUGAUAAAUAUGACUCGAUACUAAACUAUUUAGGUACAAAGCUCCACAACAUUCCUCUCUCCCUGUUAUAUGGUGAAGGACUUGUUUUAUGUCUUGGCUGCACAAGGGGACACUUGAGGUGCCCCUCAGCAGUGCUGUCACGUGCAGCCAGUUGUCCUCCGGCUGCUGCUGCUGCUGCUGCUGAUGUCGCUUCAGGCCACGUUGAUUUGAGCCUCCUCGUCUCUCAGUGGUGGUCAGUCAGUCAGUCAGUCAGUCAGUCAGUCAGUCCAGCCAUUGGCUGUUACAGCAGCAGCUGGCCCUGGUUUUGGCUCAGCUUUUGGCUCUUGUAGAUUUGAGAGAAAGCAUGUCAUGACAAAUACCUAUCAAAGACAAUGUCCCAUGCCGCAUCUGUCUGCUGUGUGCUCGUACGUAUCUCACCCUUCGUGUUUGUGAAGGUGUUUUGUAUACUGUGAAAUCCCUCUUCCAGCACCCCAGCCUCGAUUCGUUUGCCACAGCACCUCAGCCAAGUGCUUGGAGGGCUAAGUGGUCGCCUUACAAUCCUGUGCCUUUCAGGUCAUGGCAGCUUACAGCACAAGUGGCAAGGAGUGCCAUCGCAUCUGUGCUUCGCUGCCAUUUCAAACCAACCCUUUGUUCCAAACAGCUGGCUGUUAGAGGAACUGUUUGUCCUUUGUUGUCAGUUAUAUGUUUGGCUUCUCGUUGCUCGUCUUUCCCAGUGCAUGGUAUCAUUGUCGAGGGGACAUUCAAUUUCGGAUUUGACUGCAGGCAUCCUGCCAAUCCUGAUCAUUCAACAAAGUCAUCAGAUUUGACACAUUUCAUGGAUACGCCACGAUGUAGUACGAGGUCUAGCUUUACUCUGUGCAUGAAUCAUGCGUUCAGAAACAGAUAAAUCAUAAUGCCAACAUUUGCAUGACCUAAAUGUUCCUCCCUAACUUAGCCCCCUUCUCCAGUCUCCUGUUCCCACUAGUACCCUUUUGCAGAGAGAGAAACAGUACUAAUUUUAUCCUAGCAUCCUCUUGGAGUUUCCUCACCAUGCCUUUUCAGGGGGGGAGGCAGGUGGUGGAAGAGGAGCUCUGGGAGGGGCAGGUGAGUUUGAGGAAGGUGGCUGGUCCACCAAGAGGUCCAAUUUUUGCUCCGUGAGACUGCCACAAGAAACCCUACUGUCGACAUCUUCUGCACCAUUGGAUACUUUUUUGCCGUCCGGCUCUCCCUGCUAGCAGUUGAGAGCUACACUUACUUAAACUGAGAAACAAAGAGAAAACUAUUGACGAUCAAACCGAAUUGACAUUGAGAAUGAAUAGAUAUGGACGGCCGCGGUGGGUGGUGAGGUAUGCUCAGCUCACGAAGGUCACUCACUCACUCACUUCUUUGGGCAUAUACAACUGAGGCUGCCCCACACUGACCGCCACACUCGAUCACGCGCAACUCAAACGACACU
This is a messenger RNA of Macrobrachium nipponense, 3891 nucleotides long. RefSeq names its product activating transcription factor 3-like. The transcript has 6 exons. NCBI's taxonomy places the organism in Eukaryota, Metazoa, Arthropoda, Malacostraca, Decapoda, Palaemonidae. Gene Ontology annotation, biological process: regulation of transcription by RNA polymerase II. The record is from RefSeq and is a predicted model, not a curated record. Bases 269 to 1855 code for a protein of 528 amino acids. Gene Ontology annotation, molecular function: RNA polymerase II cis-regulatory region sequence-specific DNA binding; DNA-binding transcription factor activity, RNA polymerase II-specific. Gene Ontology annotation, cellular component: nucleus.